CAGGGCACUAGCCACUGCAGAAUCACUAGCCACAUGUCCUCAGACAGUACCGGUACAGACAGUUUCUCCCAGUCCUCCUCUUCAGUCCCAGAUGGGAUGUCCAUAAACUGGCUUACCAUCUGACAGCUAUGGUCGGUGGUCUUGGGCAAAAGUCGCAUGAGCAAGGAGACCCUGGAGCGAAACCACUCCUGAGGAUCUUGCCUACUGGACCGGCCCAUCAGGUCUUACGAAUGUUCAGGAACAGAACCGUCUACUCCAAUGUUGUGAACGACGGUAUCGUGCCGCUGCGGACAAGCUGUCUUCUGUUCCUUGACUGGAGAGGUCUUGGAAGGGUUGAAAAAGCUAGGCGAGAGAAUGGUCUUAUUGGGACCAUGGUUGGAUGGGGUUGGGUUCAAAUGACGGGGCAGAAUUCGUCUCCAAAUCCAUCACGGGUUGCUAGCAAUAAGGGCGACAACAAACAAACCGAGUCUCCGAAUGCUUACGAGAACGAUACCACGGUUCCGCAACCUGGGGCUGACGUCACUAAUGAAGACGAUGAAGCACAAGGGCGUGCUUCAAUGGAGCCUUCCCACUACCAGUUCCUCGACGUGCAAAAGCGCGAUGCUCCUACCGUCGGUUUUUUAUCGCAAGAGUCGACGCUUAUGACAUUAUGGAGCUACAUAAGGCCAUCAGGAAAGCACACAAGUAAGGACAAGAAGAUGUUCAAGAGAAGUCAAACCAUGAGGUUGGAGCCGGAGGAGCACAGCAGUGACACGGUGGAACCGUCUUCAUCGCAAGAGAACGGCUCAGCGCGCAAGAGACCUGCAGCUACUCGCGGGGACUCAAUCGAUGAUCCCUCAAGAGUGUCGGCACCGCCAAAAACAACCAUAUUCGAGUCUGCAGGCGACCUUCUCAAUCCUCCUGUUCCUCCGACUUCAUGGAUCAUCGACCCCUCCACACGGGCGCGUACCAUCUUUCAUGACCGCAUCUAUCACCCAGAGGAUAUUCCUCCGCCACCUUCAAAACGGCCCAAGAUGGGACGAUCCGUCUCGAGCGAGAACAGUGCAGGGUCUCAACUGUCAGACACCAGUACCGAGGAAGGUGGUAUGCGGGUUGAAGAAAAGAUUGCUCGCGCCUAUCACAAGGACCUAUCUUGGCGAAAAGUCCUAGUCAGGCUUGAGCCUGAUGCGCAUAACAACAUCGUGGUGCGGCGGAUGUUUGCGAACGCCUACGGUUGGCCUGUGGUUAAGCAUCUGUGCGAUACCCAUUUUGCGGACACUCACACAGCGGAGACCCCCGAUGAGUUUGAAUCAGCACAAGAAAGAGCUAAGCCAAUGGAUGAACCAGUUAAAUAAAACGGAGAGCAUGUCAAAGGGCAGGAAGACUCAAAGGCUCCAGUCGUCCCCACUGAGAAUGACUCUAGAGAGUCGGCUGAUGAGCUCUCGCCGCUGCAAACAAGUGGGAAGCGUCCUCAGAGGUUACCAACGAGCCAUUCUAUUCUCAGCAAAGACUCUGCACAGUGGGAUGACAGGUAUUUCGAAGGCACCUCGGACGAAGAUGAAGAAUAUGAUGGCGACCG
This is a messenger RNA of Westerdykella ornata, 1558 nucleotides long. RefSeq lists its product as uncharacterized. Gene Ontology annotation, molecular function: monoacylglycerol lipase activity. Bases 129 to 1334 code for a protein of 401 amino acids. The record is from RefSeq and is a predicted model, not a curated record. Lineage: Eukaryota; Fungi; Ascomycota; Dothideomycetes; Pleosporales; Sporormiaceae. The transcript has a single exon.